AUGGUGAACUGGGACGACGCAGAGCAGAAGAAGCUCCUCUUCGCCAUGGUCACCCUCCUCCAAGCUGGCAAGAGCGCAAGCUGGGAGAACGUAGCCACCAUGCUCGGCGAGGGCCACGGCGCGAACGCCGUUCGGCAGCAAUGGGCCAAAAUCAAGAAGGACUGCGGCGGACAUGUCGGCACCAUCGUCGACGGUGAUGGCGAAGGCACUCCGGCCAAGUCGAAGCCACGCGCCAAGAAGGCUGCGAGCGAGAAGAGUACGGGCAAGCGCAAGGGCAAGAAGGACGUUGAUGAGGAUGAUGGUGGAGACGACGAGGAGAGUCCGAGCAAGAAGGCGGCAUAUGGUGGUUUCUUCUGCAUCUUUCUAUGGAGACGAGGACGAUGGGCCUGGGUUCGUCGAGGGAUGUACUUCUUCUGCAACUAG
Molecule: messenger RNA, 423 nt
Organism: Zasmidium cellare ATCC 36951
Lineage: Eukaryota; Fungi; Ascomycota; Dothideomycetes; Mycosphaerellales; Mycosphaerellaceae
Exons: 3
Coding region: 1-423 (140 amino acids)
Source: RefSeq, a predicted model, not a curated record